UUAUCUUAUAAUACCCCUUAUCCAAUCAAAACCAACAUAUUUGGGGUGUCUGGUGUAUUUUAUCGUCCAUGCUGAAGCAAACGGGGAAAUGGGUCUCCUUGUUACCAAUUGUUUCAAAGCUAGACUCUGCCACUCCUUGCAGUACUCUAUCUAUAAUCCCCACAAUCAAAGUUCUAAAAUUGAGCACGCAAGAAAGAUUUUCAAGCAUUCGCCGUAGUGCAAGGAGAAGAUCAGUGAGAUACGAGGAAGAAGAUGAAGAAGAUGGAGAAGAAGAGUAUGGGCAUAAUGAGGAGAUUGCAAUGUUGGAAUUGUACAGUCAGUCCUCAAGAGAAGAAGCACUUCUUGUGCAUGCAUUCGUGGAUGACCAGGAAGUAGAAGUGCUCAUCUUCAAGGGCUUCUCUUCGUGCUUAAGCUACAAGACUUCACCUGAUCCAUCAAGAAGUGUUCUGCCAGCCAGGGCAGUAAUAAAAUCCAUAGACAGAAUUAAGGGGCCUUUUGACCCCUCCAAUAUAGAGUAUUUAGAGAAAGGCCUAACAUGGGAGGCCUUCAAAACCCGUCUUGUCCCAACAUGAGUACAUCACUUGUAACAAUUUGGGGCCAUUGCUACAAACGAGUGGCCCUGAUGUUCUGUAAAAUUUUCAAAUUUUCUUCUUCUUUCAGGGUUGUACAGCGUUUCAGGUUGUAGAGCGUAAGCGUGUUUUGCCGUUUAAGUAAAUGUUUUUUAAAAAUCGAGCUUAUAUUCUAUUAUCUUUAUAAGAA
This is a messenger RNA of Jatropha curcas, 759 nucleotides long. RefSeq lists its product as uncharacterized. The record is from RefSeq and is a predicted model, not a curated record. Gene Ontology annotation, cellular component: chloroplast. Lineage: Eukaryota; Viridiplantae; Streptophyta; Magnoliopsida; Malpighiales; Euphorbiaceae.